UCGCGUGAACUAAUGGCGUCAUCGAAGCGACGGGCCCGGAAGGAAGUAGCGUGCGGAGAGGUGUGGCGGUUUCUGCGGUUGCACAGGGGUUCGGACGAGUACGGAGCGCCUGGAGGGACAGCCUGGGUGAACGCUCACUGAUGGCUCAGUUGGGAGCAGUUUUGGCUCUGGCUGCCAGUUUCUUGUGUGCAUCUCUCUUCUCAGCUGUGCACAAGAUAGAAGAGGGACAUAUUGGGGUGUAUUACAGAGGCGGUGCCCUGCUGACUUCCACCAGCGGCCCUGGCUUCCAUCUCAUGCUCCCAUUCAUCACAUCCUAUAAGUCUGUGCAGACCACACUCCAGACAGAUGAGGUGAAGAACGUACCUUGUGGGACAAGCGGUGGCGUGAUGAUCUACUUCGACAGAAUCGAGGUGGUGAACUUCCUGGUCCCACACGCAGUGUAUGAUAUAGUGAAGAACUACACUGCCGACUACGACAAGGCGCUCAUCUUCAACAAGAUCCACCACGAGCUGAACCAGUUCUGCAGUGUCCACACGCUUCAGGAGGUCUACAUCGAGCUCUUCGAUCAGAUUGAUGAAAAUCUCAAACUGGCUUUGCAACAGGACCUGACCUCCAUGGCCCCCGGGCUCGUCAUCCAAGCUGUGCGGGUGACAAAGCCCAACAUACCUGAAGCCAUCCGCAGGAACUACGAGCUGAUGGAAAGCGAGAAGACGAAGCUUCUGAUUGCAGCCCAGAAGCAAAAGGUGGUGGAGAAGGAAGCCGAGACAGAGCGGAAGAAGGCCCUCAUUGAGGCAGAGAAAGUGGCUCAGGUGGCAGAAAUCACCUAUGGGCAGAAGGUGAUGGAGAAGGAGACGGAGAAGAGGAUUUCGGAAAUCGAAGAUGCUGCGUUUCUGGCCCGGGAGAAGGCCAAGGCGGACGCCGAGUGCUACACUGCCAUGAAAAUAGCCGAAGCAAACAAGCUGAAGCUGACCCCCGAGUAUUUGCAGCUGAUGAAGUACAAGGCCAUCGCUUCCAGCAGCAAGAUUUACUUCGGCAAAGACAUCCCUGACAUGUUCGUGGACUCUGCGGGCAGCCUGGGCAAGCACUUGGAGGCGCUAGCUGACAAGCCGAGCUUUGACUUAGAAGAGGAGCCCUCGGAGGCAGACGCGGAGGAGAACUGAAUGUUUCUGUCCCCAGCCGCACAUGACCCUCAAAGAGAUCUUUAUUUUUUAAUGAUGAACCAGCCCUCCCUUCCACACUACCUUCUUUGACUCUCUUCCACGUACUGUGGUGAAAAAAGAAGAAACGGACUUAAACCUAUUCCCCUUCCUGGGAAGCGGGGGUAGGGACUGAUGAAUUGGGGUUUUCUUCAGGUAAGUAGGUUACGUGGCUUCUGUUAAGAUUUGGAAACCAUGGGCUAGACCUUUGAGCUCCAGGCACUGAUUUUCACCCUUUUGAAGCUGGCUUAAUUAGGGAUGCUAUUAAUAAGGAGUGGGAGAAAUGCAGGGUGUCGCCUCCGAUCGGACUGCCCUUAUUUGGGGAAAGGCAGUCCAGUGUUCUCAACCUGCCUCCAAGGUGGGAGAUGCCCGUGGGUGAGGCCCAGCUACCGAGCAAGUACGUGCUUGUAAGUUUGCCAGCAGAGCUGUGGAGAAACGGCUGCGGUGGAUGUUGGCUUUCCCGGCGCUCCUGGCCGUGAGCCCGUGGGUUACUGCCGAGGCCCGCUCUCUGGAGCCCUGGUAAGGAAGAGCUGGUGCUAUAGGUUCUGCAGGCUUUUCUACACACCACCCUCCUUGCCCCAGGGCUGAAAGCGUGGUGGCUUCCGACCACAUUUCCAGGGUCAGGGUUUGGCCCCCACCACACAAUUCUUUUUAAAACUCUUCACCUAUUCUGUGAUUUGGUUUUUUUCUCCUCUUAACCUGUUCGUUGGUUCCACUCAGCAUCAAGAAGACAGGAAUGAAGAACUCAGGUGUCUUCAAAGCUGCUGAAGUGGGACCGUGCUAUCUGUUAGCCACUGUGGUACCUGCUUGGCAAACUGUGCGCGUUCCUUGAGAUCAAGUGUCUUUUCAUUGCUGUGGGGAUCCUACGGUUGAAGACCUCCUCUGGGGGAGGAAGAAGGGCUCGUCCAAAAGAUUCCCCAAUCUCAGUGCCUGUGACUUGUGCUGGGGUCUGUCUGAUGUAGUGAUAAGGGGGAGCCCGUUCGCUAAGCGGCCGGAGUCUUUAAAUCCAGGGCUCCAGGGGUCACACCGAGUGUUAAAUCUCCAGAGACAGCUGUGUGGGUACGAGUUCAUGCCCUAGUCCCUGGGUCAGAAGGACUGCAUCAGAAUCCACUCAAAUGUUUUUUCAUUACUAAUUGGGAGAUUUGGGUGGGGGGAACACAAAGAUGAAAAAAAGGUUUUCUUGUGUCCUGAAGUUGGAGUUGGGGGCAGGAGUGUGUACCAGGUCGCUAAGUGGAGGGCAGCUGUCUGGAGUGAACUUGCAAGCCUGUUGGUAUCGUCCACGACAAGCCCUGGCUGAGGAUUUGUUAUUAGCUGCCCCCCUCCAAGAAGAACUCCCACUGUACCCCUCUUUUCUCGGUGAAACUACAAAUGAUACUUUCUGGCACAGA
Delphinapterus leucas (beluga whale) is the source of this 2584-nucleotide messenger RNA. The record is from RefSeq and is a predicted model, not a curated record. NCBI's taxonomy places the organism in Eukaryota, Metazoa, Chordata, Mammalia, Artiodactyla, Monodontidae.